Molecule: messenger RNA, 2171 nt
Organism: Pan troglodytes (chimpanzee)
Lineage: Eukaryota; Metazoa; Chordata; Mammalia; Primates; Hominidae
Gene: WDR45
Product: WD repeat domain 45
Exons: 12
Coding region: 728-1810 (360 amino acids)
Molecular function (GO): protein binding
Source: RefSeq, a predicted model, not a curated record
GGUUCCGGGUACUGGUUCCCACACCACUGCCUCGUGUGGGGUUGUUCGCCCGUGAAGGGGCAGGACAGGGUGCGCGCUGGUGGAGGUUAGUGAGGUCACACACCGGGCCGUGGCGCCUGGUGCGCUGGGCGCUUCCACCUCAACCUUCGUAGCAAACCCAGCGGGGUUCUGUGCCUGCGCACCGUGGUUCCUGUGUUCGUUUACUGUCCCGUUUCUCACUCCGGAAAGUGUGGCUUUGAGUUUGAUCUGCAGGAGUAGGACGGGCACAGCGGGUGUCUGGUCUUCCUCGCACCAUAAAUCGCAGAGCGAGCCCUCUGUGGUCUCUGGAUACAGUAUACCAAAGUUAGAUUAACUGUACUCCUUCUCACAAGCCGGUCCAACGUUUGCAGCAGUGAAAAAGCCCUAAGUGUCAGGGCCUUUGGCGAAGCCUGUGUAAGGGAAUAAACACUUUCCCCAGUUUUCCAGGCGCAAACUGAUGGUUUUGGAGCAUUAAGGUCUGGUCGGAUGGGGCAGGAUGGCUGCGUUGACACGUCUUAUUUAAUCCACAUCAUAGACAGUCUCGGCCUUGAGGAACCCCCUUCGUCUCCGGUCCCCCAGCCAACCUUCCUCCGCUCCCCGCGCCCUCCCCGGAGAACCCCACUGUCACUCGCGAUGCUCCGAAGACCCGGGAACUGGGCGAGGAAGGCGGUGGCCGCCUUUUUCCAGCUGGGGGGAACAAUCCUGCACCAUGACUCAACAGCCACUUCGAGGAGUGACCAGCCUGCGUUUCAACCAAGACCAAAGCUGCUUUUGCUGCGCCAUGGAGACAGGUGUGCGCAUCUACAACGUGGAGCCCUUGAUGGAGAAGGGGCAUCUGGACCACGAGCAGGUGGGCAGCAUGGGCUUGGUGGAGAUGCUGCACCGCUCCAACCUUCUGGCCUUGGUGGGCGGUGGUAGUAGUCCCAAGUUCUCAGAGAUCUCAGUGCUGAUCUGGGACGAUGCCCGGGAGGGCAAGGACUCCAAGGAGAAGCUGGUGCUGGAGUUCACCUUCACCAAGCCAGUGCUUUCUGUGCGCAUGCGCCAUGACAAGAUCGUGAUCGUGCUGAAGAACCGCAUCUAUGUGUACUCCUUCCCCGACAAUCCCCGAAAGCUGUUUGAGUUUGAUACCCGGGACAACCCCAAGGGGCUCUGUGACCUCUGCCCCAGCCUGGAGAAGCAACUGUUAGUGUUCCCGGGACACAAGUGUGGGAGUCUGCAACUUGUGGACCUGGCGAGCACAAAGCCUGGCACCUCGUCUGCUCCAUUCACGAUCAAUGCACAUCAGAGUGACAUAGCCUGUGUGUCUCUAAACCAGCCAGGCACUGUAGUGGCCUCAGCCUCCCAGAAGGGUACCCUUAUUCGCCUCUUUGACACACAAUCCAAGGAGAAACUGGUGGAGCUGCGCCGAGGCACUGACCCUGCCACCCUCUACUGCAUUAACUUCAGCCACGACUCCUCCUUCCUCUGCGCUUCCAGUGAUAAGGGCACUGUCCAUAUCUUUGCUCUCAAGGAUACCCGCCUCAACCGCCGCUCCGCGCUGGCUCGCGUGGGCAAGGUGGGGCCUAUGAUUGGGCAGUACGUGGACUCUCAGUGGAGCCUGGCGAGCUUCACUGUGCCUGCUGAGUCAGCUUGCAUCUGCGCCUUCGGUCGCAAUACUUCCAAGAACGUCAACUCUGUCAUUGCCAUCUGCGUAGAUGGGACCUUCCACAAAUAUGUCUUCACUCCUGAUGGAAACUGCAACAGAGAGGCUUUCGACGUGUACCUUGACAUCUGUGAUGAUGAUGACUUUUAAGGACCCUGGGGGCUGUGCUAGGGACCUGCAGUGGCAGAACUGCAGAGCUGAGCCUUGGCAGUGGGGCGUGCUUGGAAGCCACCAGCCAGCAAGCAUUAAUGGGGCUGGUGCCCACUUUCCACUCAGCAGAGCUAUGUCUAAAUAAAGAGCUCACUUCCCCCCAGCACUUCUUGAUGACUGUGUGCCCCAAGGGCCAGGCCAGAGACCCAGGAAGGCAGCGACCCCUUGGGAUCCCUAACCUGGAGGAAAUUGCCAGGGACCCAGAGGGAGUGCCCUAAUCCAACCUGGGGAUUUUUUAAAAGCUUCCUAGGAAGAGAUGAUCUCCGAUGUGAUGAAUACGAAUAAAAGGCCCUUAAUGGCA